AAAAUCACCCAAAACAUGCUACUUAAACUAGAUUGGAUUGUAUUUCAUUAUCGACAUAUUAUAUAUCCAAUAUGUAUACUCCAUAGAAAAGUGGACCGGGUUUCGGCAUUAAAUUCCCCGGCUAAAAAGGGGGCCCACCUCGGCCCUGCCUGAAUCUAACCAUUCAUUAACAUCAUUGGAUUGAAGGUUGGUUUUAAACUCGGGCUAAUGCAUUGUCAAUUAGAAUACAGUGAUGGCAGCCUUUCCCCUGUAGCAGACAGAGACCAUGCAGACAGAGGUGAGGAAAUAGGCACAGUGUGAGGGCGACGUCCCGGGAGCUUUUAUUGUUAUCUAACGGGAUCAGGGCGCAUCUUCAAAGCUACAGAGAUCAAGAGUCCCACAGGGCCGAUUGGGACUGCGACCUCCACAGCGAUAGAUCGCCGAGGAGACAACUAAGGGCCAGGCUUUUAUCUUUAUUGUCGUAUAACUAAACGAUCAGUUUAGUGGCAUUGUUCCUGAGCAGAUGCCUGCAGAGAUCGCUGCAGGCGCGGCCCGUAAAACCGGCCAGGUUAGUUAGUUUGUGGAAAUAUGUACAUACAAUUUUGCUAAUAUUUGGUGUUUCCUUCUUUUAAAAAUAAACAUCACCAUAUAUAUAUGUGUAUACUUCUACUACUAUUAUUAUUAUUAGGAUAAUCCGGAUGAUUGCAAUUUUGCCUUUUAAUAACAAUGUUCAUGGUUUUAUCCAUGAGCCUGUUUGCUUUCAGAGGUCUGCGGUUUCCUCGCAGCUUGUUUUGACGUAUUUCCAUUUGAACGCGGAGACAAUCAGCUGUAAUUGUGUUGCUACUGUAAUACCUUUGAUCUGUAAUGUUUGAAGUGCUUGUGCCAAAUGCUAGCCCUCAGGUAGCCGGCGCCAGCGCACACCAGGGUAUCAAAGACAUGUCAAUACGAAAGUGAACCCCCCUCCUCACCUCAGCCCGCUUUGAUAACACAAAUGGGACCACGACUUGAAGUCUUCAGGGGCAACAGUUUUGCCGGUGUUUACAGACCUGGAAGACAGACAGUGUCCAUUAUGGGUGACUUUAUCAAGCGCAGUACGUUUACACGUAUAAUAUCGGACUUUUACGUACAAAGUAAUUUUCCAAAUCACGUUUUAAAUUUCAAAUUAACCCUUCAAACGUACAUCUAUAGUAUGUUUUUAAAGUCGUGUUUAAAAUGCUCUUUUUAACUUUUAGACACUGUUCCUGUAUGACACUUGAGCAAAAAAAAAAAAACUAUUCAACGUUUUUACUCACACAUUUCACCUUUAGGCACAAAUUAUGAUUGUAAAUGUAUAUAUUAACCCCUAUAUUUGAUCUUUGUGCGCACACAAUGUUCCGAUUGUAUUAUUAUUCUAUUUAUAAAAUUGUUGUUAAUGACUUCAACUCACAGUUUCUCCACAUAAUCCUAUUUCCUUUAGAUAUUAAUUAUUAAUAAUUGACACAUUUCAUUUUAUAUUAUUGUUAUACAUAUUCCCUAGUUUGGUGUUUUUGCAGAUGCGUUUAUUAAAGGUAAACCUUAACGGUGGAAAGCACACGAUAUUCGGUGACUAUUUUUGGCUCCUCCGGAGUUGGAAGAUUUUUUGCCUGUAUGCAGAAGCUUGCCGUUUUUAACAGUUCUCCUCAUUUUUGUAUUCCGAUUAUGUCUGUUUCUGUAAAGUCUUGUAGUUUCAGGCAGGCCAGACAAAUGCAUGAGCUCCGGGGACUCUCACAGACUCAGUGGCGCCAGGUCUUCACACACACACAGGAUAUGUGAAGACUUCAAUAACGAGCCAUUAACCCCUAAUCAUGAGGAUCGAUCGGGCUUUACAAGCGCCUUCACACAUGCAAAUGGCGACGAAGGCCAGGCCCCAAUAAAAGCUGACCCUGCUCCACAACCACAGGACAUUCACUCACUCUGACUUGGACUUAGUGACAGGUCACGAAGCAGCACUGACAACAUGGCCAAAUACUUCUCCGUGGACUGGCUGGCCCAGAGCCACCGCGACAUCACCAACAGCGAGGAGAGCCACGGAGUUGGCACGGACACCGCACUGACCCACAGACCUCACAUUCCCUGCGUGGUACAGCCGCGCCCCCCCGCUUUGGGCAGGGGUUACCUGCAGCCAAAACCCAAACCUUUGAAGACUGUUGAAAACACAGAGUCGUCAGAAAACCAAAGGAGUCUGGACUCGACUUUUUCUUCCCCUGUGCAUCCAACAAGCUGUUCCUCACCAAUUUCAGAAACCAGUGGCUACUCCUCCGGCUACGAGAGCGAAGCAGCUUCCUCCGAGUGCCCGUCCGUGGAUGAGGGGAGUGAGACGGACAGAGAAGGACCACAGCGCCGAGUACGCACCAAGUUCACCCCGGAACAGAUCAACAAGUUGGAAAAGAUUUUCAACAAGCACAAAUACCUGGAUGCUGGGGAGAGAGUGAAGACAGCACAGAGGCUGAACCUGACAGAGACACAGGUGCGCACCUGGUUUCAAAACAGAAGGAUGAAAAUGAAACGGGAAGUACAGGACUACCUCACCCCCCAAGUCCCACCGGUGAUCUUCCAGGCUCUGGCCCCAGUUCCGUAUAGCGGCAUGGUCGCACAGAGACCCCACUAUCCGGCAGCCGCGACCCACCAGCCCUAUUAUUACCCUCUACAGAUGCCGCAGAUGGUCCUUCAACAACAAAUGCCCCCGCACCAUCCUCCACAUCUCAUCCUCCAAAAUCCCCACUGCUACUGAUAGACUGACCAAACUGCAGAGACUGUUCCCACUGUGACACUUAAAAUCAGAAGAAUGUGCAAUCUGGAAUUGUAUUAUUUGUUGUGUGUAUUUUAUUGUAUUUGAGAAAAUAAUGUAUUUGAUUCGCAGAAAAUUAUAUUUAUCUUUAAAUAAAGUCUAUCUUCUAUAAUG
This is a messenger RNA of Cynoglossus semilaevis (tongue sole), 2899 nucleotides long. RefSeq names its product ventral homeobox (gene vox). The coding region runs from base 1955 to 2728 and encodes 257 amino acids. Gene Ontology annotation, cellular component: nucleus. Gene Ontology annotation, biological process: cell differentiation; regulation of transcription by RNA polymerase II. Lineage: Eukaryota; Metazoa; Chordata; Actinopteri; Pleuronectiformes; Cynoglossidae. The transcript has 3 exons. The record is from RefSeq and is a predicted model, not a curated record. Gene Ontology annotation, molecular function: DNA-binding transcription factor activity, RNA polymerase II-specific; RNA polymerase II cis-regulatory region sequence-specific DNA binding.